UGCGCACCUGCGAAGCGAAGCAUCAGUACAACAGAUAUAAAUAUUGCUCGCUCAGUUACGAUUAGCUUUUCUUUAUUAUUUUAUGAGGGCAGUUACAUGGAAGACGUAGGUGUUUCCUGUGCCCAAGUCUGAAGGGAAUGAUGGAAAAUGUACCCACAUCACAAGAAGGCACCUUAGCCCAGGAUUUGCCCUAUGUUGUGCAGUCCUGUUCAAUGAGGCACUCCAAAGGCCAAGCCAGUGGCAGGCAGGAAGGCAGCACUGAAGCCAGUGGGGAUGGAACUUCCUUGAAUAUGAAUAUUUCCGAAGCUGAACCCCCUUUGAAAAAGGCCAGAUACUGUGACGUAAUAGAGGGGUUUAACCGUGCCACUCAUACUCAAGAAAUGCCAAGUGGUGAGAAAUUUCUAAGAGGGGGAGUCCGAGUCCCGAAAGCUGGUGUGGGUGGUGUAGAAAACUCUUCUGGCUCAAGAUGUACUUUAGAGCCACUUAAACUUCAACAUACAGAAUCUGAUGUGGUCAUGGUAAACUGUACUAGUGAUAAAACAGUAACUGCGGGUGAUGAUAUGGGUAAUCAAGAACUUGCAAGGACUCCUCUGUCAGGGCUCUGUCAUAGUUCCUCAAUGAUUGCUCAACAAUCUGACCAUGGGGAUUCUUCCAUGUCAUAUCCUAAUGGAAGUGGGAGCACUGAUACCACUGAUGUUUCAGAUGAUGACAUUACAGAUGCAUCCAACCUGGUCUUGUCAGUUAUCAAGACUAAGGUAGAUAUUCAAACAAUGAAGUUGUGUUUGCAGCAUAAUGCAGAGUCACGUUCCAACCGCCUUUCAACAGCUGCUCCAUCAGUUCAAGGGGCAGUAACUGAUGCCUGCUCAUCGGUAGAUGGCAGUUUAAAUUUAGGAAGUCUAGAUAUACAACCAUCUACCUCUUCUGGAUCUAUCUCAGGACACUGUAUCAAUAGUAUGGCAGAUGUAGAGGAGCCUUCUGCUGGAGCAUCCCAAGGUCAGUCAGGACAGAGUCUAGUACCUAGAAGAAGUCCACAGAGUAGAAACACCUGUAUUUGUAACAAUGUUCAUUGUCGCAUGUGUAAUGUGCGGAGACAAGCCCAACUUUUCAAUCCACCAAAUGUUCCUGAUAGUCCAGAUCAAGGUGCAGGUCACCUUGAACAUUGGCAAGACCAACACACAGCCAAGGCUAUUGUUGAUAAUGCCAUAAACAGAACUAUUGAAGAAAUGGUCAUAGCUCCAGAUCCACCAAAUGUCCAUCUGAGAAGAGCAGAUUUUGAAAAUGAAGGUGUUCUUCUAGCUAUCAGAGAUCAAGGUCUAUCUGUCAGAAAUCAGCAACCUAUUCAGACUUUGCAUGAUCGACUAGAACCUGUUAUCAAUCAGCUAACUCAAGCCUCUGAACUUGUCUUUGCUAGGAAUAUUGAACAGUCUAGAACAACCCCAACAAUCGAGCGACAAUCAGAAGAUACAUCAUACCAGAAUUCUGUUGUGCACACUCACACAACACCAGAAUCCUCUUCUCCACUUGGUUCUGCAUUAGAUACAGAUGAAGACUGUCAGCAUGAUUAUAAUGGAAGCUGUAACUCAGAUGUUGAGUUUAGAGCAUCAGUUGAGGGAAAGCAGGAGUCUUCUGUUUCCAAUCUAAUCAAUGCUGACACUGUGGCAUAUGGUCCCGGAGCUGAGAAGAACAACAUUAUCAGUGAGAAACAUUCCCAUGUUACAUCUAUAGCCAAGGAUUCCAAAGAAGAUGCUGGUUGUAUUCAGAUGGACCAAGUGAGUGUUGAGGCUGAUGUCCCCUGUGAAUUGUUUGGGGAGAUGUCUUCAAAUGGAACUGUCAUUGAUUUUGCUGUAGAUGCUGCUAUUGCCACAUCUGGUUUGAAAGCGAAACAGAAUGAAAGCAUUUGAUAUGAAAAUGUUUUGAUUUACUACACAUGUUUCCUGCAUGACAUGUACUCUGAUUACAGCACUUGUUUGACUUAGAUUCGAUUCAGUCACUGCCUUCAACAAAACCAACUUGACCUUGGAUUGCUUGAUGUUUAUUGAAUAACUUCAGUUAGGAAUUGUGUCUGAAGAUGCCUCAUGUGACUUUGUGUGUAUAUUUGAUUCUAGAAAUAUUUUGAUGCUAUAUUGAUCUCUCAUACUGUCAAAGUCUCAAUACUUACACACUGGAUAUAGUGCCUUUAGUGAUGUUACCAAAGUUUUGUAAGGUUGCUUUUGAGAGGUUUCAAGUUGCUGGUAGAAAGUAUCUGUGCCUAUGUCAACAUAUGCAUGGUCUUAACGUCCAACUUUGUUAUUUGUAUGCUCACAAAUUGUGUGUUUAUUGACAUUAAAAUAUGCAGGAAGA
Molecule: messenger RNA, 2340 nt
Organism: Haliotis rubra (blacklip abalone)
Lineage: Eukaryota; Metazoa; Mollusca; Gastropoda; Lepetellida; Haliotidae
Exons: 2
Coding region: 138-1901 (587 amino acids)
Source: RefSeq, a predicted model, not a curated record